Messenger RNA from Dictyostelium discoideum AX4, 1305 nucleotides. RefSeq lists its product as hypothetical. NCBI's taxonomy places the organism in Eukaryota, Evosea, Eumycetozoa, Dictyosteliales, Dictyosteliaceae. The coding region runs from base 1 to 1305 and encodes 434 amino acids. The transcript has a single exon. The record is from RefSeq and is a predicted model, not a curated record.
AUGUCAAAUAAAAAUAAUGUUAAUAAUAAAAAUUAUUUUAAAAAUUUUUAUUUUAAAAAUAAUAAUAAAUGUUUUCAACAUGAAAAUAAAGAUAUUAUAGCAAUAUGUUCUCAAUGUAUGAAUACACCAGUUUGUUUAGAAUGUGCAACUAAUAAAUUAUUUCAUCAAGGUCAUAUACUUGAAACAAUUAAUAAAGAUACAAUAACACCAAUAAUUAAUGAAUUUAAAGAUAUAAUAAAACCACAACUAAUACAAUAUUCAAAUAAAAGUCAAGAGUUUUUAAAUAAUUUGGAUAUUAAAUUCAAAGAAUUAUCAUCAACUCAUAAAACUAAUAUAACUUUAAUUAAUAAAGAAUUUAAACAAUUACAUUUAAUUUUACAAAUAAUUGAAAAUGAUCUAAUUAAACAAUUAGAAACAAACUUUGAUGAAAAUCUUCAAACAAAUACAAUUAUAAAAUCAUUCAUUGAAAAUAAUUUAAAAAUAAUUUUAAAAACUUGUGAAAUAAUUGAUAAUAAAAAUAAUAAUAAUAAUGAUGAUGAAUAUCAAUUAAUACAAAUAAUAAAAACAUAUUAUCACUUUAAAAAACAAUUAAAUAAUAAUAAUCAUAUCAAUAAUAUUAAUAAUAAUAGUUGUAUUGGUGAAAUUAAUUUUUCAAAAUUUAAUAAUAAAAUUGUGUCAAUAAAAAAGGAAUCUUCAGAAAUAAUUAAAGAAUGUUUAAAUUCAAUAAUAACACUAAUUCCAAAUGAUAAUUAUAAUUGUAAAGAAAAUGAAGAAUUAUUAGUUAAGGAUAUUAAUACAUCACAAUUAAUCAGACCAAUUCAACCAUCAUAUAAACCUCAUUUUACUCAAACUAAACCAUUUAUAGAAAAAUUAAAUAUUAAUAAUAUUAAUAAUAAUAAUAAUAAUAAUUUUAAGUAUUUUAAUUAUUUACCAAACCAAAAUAUUAUUAUAAAUAAUGAAAAUGAAAAAUUUAAUAUGAAACAAAGUCAAUUUGGUAUAUAUAAUGAAAAGAAAUCAAUGGUAUAUCAAGAUGGAGUAAAUAUACCAAACGAUAUUGAAUUUAUAACAAUUGGUGAAGGACAACAUUUACCAGAUAAAAUACCAAUUAAUUGUAAAUGGAUUUUAUUACCUGAUGGAUUUAAUGAAUCGCUACAAUCUUUACCUUCAACUGUUGAAAAUUUAUGUAUAUAUAAUUUAAAAUCAAUUCCUAAUUAUGCUUUAAUUCCAAAAUCAAUUAAAAGUAUACAUUUUUAUGAUGAAUUUAAUAAUUCACAACAAAGACAAUUAAAUCUUAAUAAAAAAUAG